UUUUCUGCCCCUUUUCCAGGUGUGCAUAAUUCCCAAGCUCUGCCUUUCAGGCCUGACAGACCAAGAGAGACAAAAAGAAGCAUUUGACCUUUAAGGCAGAAAGCAGUAUUGCAGCAAAGGGAAUUUAUCUUGCCUCGCUUCAAGACGUGAGGAGCUGUAUAUUGGAAAUAUAUAUUCAUCUCUCUAUAUAUAUCUAUAUAUAAACGUACGCAUAUACCUCUAUUUUUUUGGGGAGAAGGAAACUUGCACGACAACGGCGCAGAAGCAGGCGCAUGUCUGGAGCCAUGAAGAAGUUUUUUGACUCUCGGCGGGAGCAGGGAGGCUCCGGCGCCGGUUCCGGGCCCCUCGGGGGGAGCGGAGGCAGCGGCGGGCCCGGCACCGGGUACAUCGGUCGGGUUUUCAACAUUGGGAGGCACCAGGUUACCGUGGACGAGGUCCUGGCCGAAGGCGGGUUUGCUAUUGUUUUCCUGGUGAGGACUGGCAACGGCGUGAAAUGUGCCCUCAAACGCAUGUAUGUCAACAACGAACACGACCUACAAGUCUGCAAACGGGAGAUUCAAAUCAUGCGGGAUCUUGUGGGACACAAGAACAUUGUCGGGUACAUCGAUUCCAGCAUCAAUUCCGUCAGCAGCGGGGACGUCUGGGAAGUCUUGAUCCUGAUGGAUUUCUGCCGAGGCGGCCAAGUGGUCAACCUGAUGAACCAGCGGCUGCAGACAGGCUUCACGGAGAAUGAAGUCCUGCAGAUCUUCUGCGACACCUGCGAAGCUGUGGCCAGGCUGCACCAGUGCAAGGCGCCCAUCGUCCACAGGGAUCUGAAGGUGGAGAACAUCCUCCUCCAUGACCGCGGCCAUUACGUCCUAUGCGACUUUGGAAGCGCCACCAACAAGUUCCAGAACCCGCAGCUGGAAGGAGUGAACGCAGUGGAAGAGGAGAUCAAGAAGUACACCACACUGUCCUACCGUGCACCUGAGAUGGUCAACCUCUACAGUGGCAAACUGAUCACAACAAAAGCUGACAUUUGGGCCAUGGGCUGCUUGCUGUACAAGCUCUGCUACUUCACCCUGCCCUUUGGGGAGAGCCAAGUGGCCAUUUGCGACGGGAACUUCACCAUCCCUGACAACUCCCGCUAUUCCCACGACAUGCACUGCCUCAUACGGUAUAUGCUGGAGCCCGAUCCUGAGAAACGGCCAGAAAUUUAUCAGGUCUCCCAUUUUGCCUUCAAACUGGCAAAGAGGGAUUGCCCAGUCCAGAAUGUACAGAACUCUCCACUCCCUGCCAAACUCCCUGAGCCAGUGAAAGCGAGCGAAGCCGCUGCUAAGAAAACCCAGCCCAAAGCCAGGCUGACAGACCCGAUUCCCACAACGGAGACGUCCAUCACUCCUCGCCAAAGACCCAAAGCUGGACAGACACAGCCGAACCCGGGGAUCCUGCCCAUCCAGCCAGCCCUGACACCCAGGAAGAGACCCACGGUGCAGGCCAGCGUCCAGCCGCAGGUGACAACUGUAGGAGCCUUGGCCGGCGGGCAGCCCCCGCACCCUGCGGUCAUUGCGCAGCCGAAGGCUCUGGCCCAGCCCUCCGCCCCCCUUCCACAGGCCCAGCCCAAGCAGGCGCUCUCGGGGCAGCAACCUGCUGUGGCCACUCAGCCGCAAGGCCCUGGGACUCCAGCCCAAGCCACGCCGCAGCACCAGCUCUUCCUCAAGCAGCAACAGCAGCAAGCGCAGGCAGUGCCACAGCCGACAGCACCCGCUGCGUUUUAUCAGCAGGCGCCGCAGCCUCCUUUGCAGGCUCAACAGGUGAUUCCUCCAGCCGCUCAGCCACAGGUGAGGGUGGGGCCGCAGGGGACCACUGUGACGCCCACACAGCCGUUGGCACCACAGCAGCCGCAGCAGCCUCCAGCCGUGCAGAAUUACAUGCAGCAGCAGCAGCUGUUGGCCCAGCAGGCUGGCCUCCAGCAGAAAGCAGCGGCUGGGCAGCCAAAGCCUCCGACUCAGAUGGUGCCGCAAGCAGCGGUCCAGCCUGUCCCGUCGCAGGAUCACCCGCAAGCGCCUCCACGACAGAAGGACAAGCACCUCCCAGCGACCCCUGCGGCGGCUGUCCAGGGCCAGAAGGCGGGCGCCCUCACGCCACCCUCCUCCCCGAAGGCCCAGCGCGCCGGGCACCGCAGGAUCCUCAGUGACGUGACCCACAGCACCGUCUUCGGGGUUCCGGCCAGCAAGUCCACGCAGCUCCUUCAGGCCGCCGCGGCCGAAGCCAGCCUCAACAAAUCCAAGUCGGCCUCCACUACGCCAUCCGGGUCUCCCAGGACCUCGCAGCAGAACGUCUACAACCCACCAGACGUCUCCACCUGGAACCCUUUCGACGAUGACAACUUCUCCAAACUCACGGCGGAAGAGCUGCUGAAUAAAGACUUCGCCAAACUGGGCGACGGGAAGCCUCCGGAAAAGCUUGGCAGUUCGGUAGAGAACCUGAUCCCCGGUUUCCAGCCAGCACCACCCGCCACAACCCAGGCCGAUGCCUUUGGUCCCUCUCCCCUUGCACCUGUGCCAGCUGAAAAAAAUAAAGACAUCUUGGACUCCAGCCCUCCGCUGCUGGCGGUCGCUGACCCUUUCAUUCCUCUUCCUCUUCCGCUGUCAGAGACGCCAGAGAAACUGAUUGAGGGCCUCAAAUCUCCCGAACCUGCUCUUCUGCUCCCCGACAUUCUGCCUCUUGCUGACCCCUUCGGUUGCGCCUCUGACGCCGUGAAUGGAAAAGCCGACCUGGCGGGGGCCGCAGAAAGCCUCAUCCCGGGCCUGGAGGCCCCCAGCGGCCAGCAGCGCGUCUCCUCCUCGCAGACCGACUCUGUGGCUUCCAACAGAGCAGACUCUCUGACCGGAGAGGACUCCCUCCUGGACUGCUCUCUGCUCUCCAACCCAGCUACCGACCUCCUGGAGGAGUUUGCGCCUUUGGCCCUGCCGCCCCAGGCUCACAAAGAAGAUACUAACCUGAUCUCGGGCUUUGAUGUCCCGGAGGGCUCUGAGAAAGUGGCCGAAGAUGAGUUUGACCCCAUCCCUGUGUUGAUAUCCAAAAAUGCACAAGGUGGUCAUUCUAGAAACAGCAGCGGAAGCUCAGAGUCCAGCCUCCCCAACCUCGCCAGGUCCCUCCUGCUAGUGGAUCAACUCAUAGACCUGUAGCAGAGGUCUUGUGCUUCACGGGAGGAAUAUACAUAUAUAUAUAUACAUAGAUAAUAGAUAUAUAUUCCUUUAUUUUAUUUUUUUCUCUGGUUGACUUUCCGUCCCUCCUUUCCUUGCCCCCUCCGUGGACCAGCCUUUGCGUUCCCAAAUGGCUUUUGUGUUUUUCCGGGUCGUUCUCUUUUUGGUUUCAAUUGGGGGAGGAGGCUUUCCCCUUUAGCACAUUCUCCCCAAAAACAGCUAUUACAAAUCCUGAUCUCUCCAUUCUCUUCAAAGGAAGCAACCGGCCGUUUAACCACGUCGCUGGGGGCUUCCUUCCUUGCCAAAAAAAAUUACAAUUCCUUGCUAGAAAAUGCCGGCGACGAGCAAUGCCCCCCUUGCUUUGCAUUAGGCUAUAGAUCGCUAAACAAACGAUACUCGUCCUUUUAUUGCCCUGAUCCAAAAAAGGAUAAUGAAAAAUAGUUAGCCUUGACCCUCUCUCUCUGAUGCCAAAUUGGAGGGGAAAGCGGUCAUAUCGAAGGCCAAAACGGGGCCUUAAGACCACUGAAUAACACAGAAAAGGUCUUUUAAAAGCUUCGCUUCCUCUUCCGCUUAGGAAUGGACUGUGCUUUGAAAUAUAUAGAUAUAUAAGAAUACUAAUAAUUUAACAAAAGAUGCCAUUAAAGCUCUGGAAACUAUCCCAUGCAGAAACACACCCUAAGAGAAGCAUGGCUCAUGUCCCUUUUCGAUGUCGAGUGAACUCGUUUGUUUCGGGGGCCAAGCACCAAACACCGCCGAUCCUUGAUUUUUUUAUUUUUCUGCAAAUUGUAUGUACAUUUCCGGGUUCUUUGUGUUCCUUCCUUCCCUCUGAGCCAGGUGAGGUUGUUUGGGGCCUGUGUGUCUGUUCCUUUUUCUUUUCUUUUGCAAUAUAUAUAUAUAUAUAUAUACAUCGUCCAGGUAAUCGGAGCCAUUUCCCUGACCUUCGCUGUAGACCAUUUUGAAAUGGGGGAAAAAAAGGACUGUCGCUUCCCUUGAGCAUCUUUUGUCGCAUGCGCUCCUUUGUCAGCCGGUGGCCAAGUGCUUUCCCCAGCUUCGGUGUUUUCCCCGAAACGGGUUUAUGGAACUUCCCAUGCGCUCCGUUUCGUCAAAAUAAUAAUACUGGAUAUAUAGUAAACUUGUUUCCCAUUGGCUUCUUCUUCUUCUCCGUCUUCUUCUUCUUGGAGUCCAAAGCUUUUCCAACAGGAAGAGCCUCUCGUUAUAACUCCGUAGUGGGAUAACUGUUCGCUUAUGGGCUACCUUUGUGGAUGUGGAUGUAGCUGUAUUAGGAUAUUUUGUUAUUUUUGGAUUAUUUUAAAUUUUCAUUUUAAAAAGGUGCAGUUGUUUAUUCUCAAAAGUAUGAAUGGCUAAGAUUUUAAUCGUUGUCCCUCCUAAUGGAAUACAUAAAGGGAAAAGGCUCCGAGGAGGAGUCUUUCCCGAUCCAUUGAAUCAUAUGAGGAUGGGUCAAAAAGUUUUGCCUCCUGGGUCCUAAAAAUGUUAUAAAUGAACCUAUAACAGCAGAAGUUGCUCCAGAUCGGGGCCAGGCUUUAGCACAGCUGGUAAAUCACCAGCAAUAAUAAUAAAUAAUAAUAAACUUUAUUUAUACCCCACCACCAUCUCCCCAACGGGGACUCGGAGCGGCUUACAUGGGGCCAGGCCCGAACAACAAACUACAAUAUAAAACACAAAAUGUAAACCAUCAAAACAUAUAAAACAAUAUACACAGAACAUAGAAACCAAACAUGUAAAUAAAAUGAUUUAAUAACUCUGGCAGUGAUAAAAUCUACCAUCUGAAAGGUUACCAGUUCGAAGCCCUGGGUUGGCGUGAGCUCCUGGCUGUCAACCCAGCUGACAGUAGUUUACCUAAGCCAGGGGUCCUCAAACUAAGGCCCGCGGGCCGGAUACGGCCCUCCAAGAUCAUUUACCCGGCCCUUGCUCAGGGUCAACCUAAGUCUGAAAUGACUUGAAAGCACACAACAACAACCCUAUCUCAUCAGCCAAAAGCAGGCCUACACUUCCCAUUGAAAUACUAAUAAGUUUAUAUUUGAUAAAAUUGUUCAUUUUAAUUGUUGUAUUGUUUUAAGUGUUUUUUGCACUACAAAUAAGUUGUGUGCAGUGUGCAUAGGAAUUCAUUCAUGUUUUUUUUUUUCAAAUUAUAAUCUGGCCCUUCAACAGUUUGAGGAACUGUGACCUGGCCCUCUGUUUAAAAAGUUUGGGGACCCCUGACCUAAGCUAACGAACAAUAGUUUACCUAAGCAGUUUGAAAACAGCUUAGAGCUGUAAGUAGAGAAAUUGGGUACUGCUAAACAUGCGGGGGAGGUAUUUUAUGACACCAUAAAGAAAAAGGUCAGAUAAUGCCCAGAGACCAAAAGGAAGGAGGAAGUCCUGAUGGCUCUUUAUCAUAGAGGAUGAAACAACAGCACCCCCCUGUGGCUGGAUUCAAGCACAACCUCCAAGGCGCUAAAAAGCUGGACGUCAGCAAAACAAACCGCCUUUCUGUUCUGUUCUGUCUGUCUCUGUCCUGUCUAUCCAAAACGGCAUUGAAUGUUUGCCACAUAUGUGUACUGUGAUACGCGCUGAGUCCCCUUGGGGAGAUAGGGCGGAAUAUAAAUCAAGUGUUAUCAUAUUAUUAUUAUUAUUGCCUGAACGGUCCUCUACCAAAACAACUGGUCAGCACAGUCACCAUCAAUUUGGACGCAUUUGCACCAUUGUUUAACCUGGGCAUCCAAACCAUUUUGGAAAAAUGCAGGGUUUAACUUUGUGAGCCAUAACUUUAAAGCUGUUUGAACAUCAUUCAAGCCAUUGAAUCUGAAACCACGUCGGUUGUCUCUCAGAGGUCCAAACAUGUAAAAAUUAGAAGGGGCCAAAUCAUAAACAUUCUUCAAGCGAUGAUGGAUUUCCUGAGGUGCAUAUUAACCUUUUGGGCCAGAAAUCCAAUGACGACUCUUUCUUUUGACUUCCGAUUCAUGGUUCUAAUCAGUCAAGUUUAGAACCAUGAAGGUUGCCUCUAUCCCAGGCAUGGGCAAACUUGAGCCUUCCAAGUGUUUUGGACUUCAACUCCCACAAUUCCUAACAGCCUCAGGCGGGGGGAGGGGGGAGGAAGGGGUCUGAGGCUGUUAGGAAUUGUGGGAGUUGAAGUCCAAAACACCCGGAGGGCCAAAGUUUGCUUAUGCCUGCUCUAUCCUCUCAUGCAUAGAUAGUUCAGUAGCUGGAAAAGAAAGGUUAGAACGACGGAGGCAUUACCUUUUCACCCACCCUCAUAUAAUCCCCCCCCCUCUCUCGUUUCCCUUUCGGAAAUUAGCUUAACCAAUUCUGUAAAUAGGAUUUGAUCCGUCCGUUUGUUCUUAACAGUCUUCAUGAUGGGAAAAAAAAUGGGAAAGUAUCGCUUCCGUGUGACGUGUCCAUUUUGCGUGCUGCACUUUUCCCCCCUCCCGAUGAUGAUGAUGAUGAUGAUGAGAAAAAUAAUAAUUAUGGAAGUGAUCUUAGCGAAAAAUUGUGGAUAGAUUCUUUAUAUUUUUGGGGGCUUCUAGGGUGGGAUUUUGGGGGUGAAAUCGGACUUGAUUUUUUUGGGGGGGAGGGGGAUAUUCCUCUAAAGCACAGGCCGCUGGUGCUGGGUGAAGGCGGGCGAAGCUUUAGAUAGAACGUUAUUGUAUAGUCAGAUGCCGAAGAAGAAAAAAAUAUAUGGAAAAUGAAAUGAAAUAAAAUAAAAAAGAAUGGAUUUUUUUAAACAAAGUGCACCAUCUGCUGUAUAUUAAGAACCAAAAAAAGGACAUUCAGUGAAUUAAAAGUACUUUUCCAAAAGUUUGAUUGAACUUGUUGAAGAGUUCGGAGUGCAGAAGUGAAUGGAGGAUGCCAACUGAAAUAGAACUGAAUGGUAUUAUUUUUUUGUUUGGGGCCGGGGGGAAUUAUUUCUUUUUUUUCCAGAAACGAUUCAUGCAAAGAUAAUCCGUUUGGGGGGGGGGGGGGGGCUGAAACCAUUUAUCCUGUACCAAGGUUGAUGGAUUGGACCCAAGCGUCAUUGAAGUGACAUGUAGCAGAUUCUUGAAUAAACAGAGCAAAAACUGAA
Molecule: messenger RNA, 7248 nt
Organism: Anolis sagrei ordinatus
Lineage: Eukaryota; Metazoa; Chordata; Lepidosauria; Squamata; Anolidae
Source: RefSeq, a predicted model, not a curated record